Molecule: messenger RNA, 2928 nt
Organism: Pantherophis guttatus
Lineage: Eukaryota; Metazoa; Chordata; Lepidosauria; Squamata; Colubridae
Gene: TMEM129
Product: transmembrane protein 129, E3 ubiquitin ligase
Biological process (GO): protein ubiquitination
Cellular component (GO): membrane; endoplasmic reticulum
Molecular function (GO): ubiquitin protein ligase activity
Source: RefSeq, a predicted model, not a curated record
CUAAAGGGGCGGGGCUGCAGCUCCCAGCGCAGAAGGAGGCCGGCGGCGAGCGCGGAGGGGCCUGGACUACAUCUCCCGCCAUCCCCCGCGCGGGGAGUUUUUGGGGGUCCCCAUGGAGGCCCCCGCGGCGGCCACCUUCACCCUGGCCUACCUGGUGCUGACCUUCUGUUUCGUCUUCCCGCCCACCGAGUUCCACCUGGCCGGCCUGACGGUGCAGAACCUGCUGGGCCGCUGGCUGGGCAGCGAGGACGCGGCCUUCGUGCAGUACCACCUGCGGAGGGGCUCCGGCACCCUCCUGGCCCACGCCGCCCUGCCCCUGGGCUACUACCUGGGCAUGUGCUUCGCGGCACCCGAAAAGCAGCUCUGCAACAUCUCCCAGGCGCACAUUCUGUGGCAAACCUUCUUCGCCGGGGCCCUUCUCCUCCUGGUCCUCGCGGGCACCUUCACCUACUACUGGUCCCGGGAAGGCUGGUCCCACCACCCGCUGGUCCAGCUCCUCUCCACCUUCGCUCUGCCGCCCCACGCCGGCUGGUGGACCGUGGCCUCCGCCAUCAACACCGAAUUCCGGAGGAUCGACAAGUUUGCCACGGGGCCGCCGGGGGCCCGACUGAUUGUGACCGACAGCUGGAUUAUCAAAGUGACCACCUACUCCUUCCAUGUGGCUGAACAGCGGGAUGUCCAGCUGACCGUCAUAGACUCGAGGCAGCAGGACCUCUUGCCGGAUGCCAGCAUGCCUGCUCAGUUCCUCACCAUCCGUGUGGCCAGUGCCAAUCCUCACGUCAAAACCUUCGACAUCCGGCUCAACUCGUCAGAAUACGGGGAACUGCAGGACAAGCUCCACACCCCCAUCCGGAAUGUGGCCAACGUGGUCAUCCAUCAGAGCCUGAGCGACCUCUUUCUGGAGACCUUCAGCUCCCUGGUGGAGAGGAACCCGCCUUACCUGGUUCCCAGCAACCAGGAGUUGGACCUCUGCAUCGGCUGCAUGCAGUCCCCGGCCAACAUCAAACUAUUGAAGAACUGCCAGGAGCUGCACGAUGGCGAAUGCCAGCCGUGUUUCUGCUACCCCAUGUGGUGCCUGCUCUGCAUGGGCAAAUGGUUCGCCAGCCAACAGGACCAGCAGCACCCGGAGACCUGGCUCUCCAGCCACGUGCCUUGCCCCACCUGCCGAGCCAGAUUCUGCAUUUUGGACGUCUGCUCGGUGCAGUGACGGACGCCGCGGCGAGACGGAGGAGAGGAAUAUGCAAUUGACUGUGGCAUUCGUGGUCUUAUCGUUCCCGGGUAUUUCUUUGCAGGAUGAAUAUUUCCAUAAUGCCCCCCCUUUGAUGCCUUUGCAAAUUCCAUUCUGCUCAGAGCUCGUCCCCUUUAAAAUGGGUGGACUUCAACUCCCAGAAUUCAGUUGGAAGUCCUUCCGUCUUAAAGGGGCCGAGCUUGAGAAACACUACUCUAGAAUGCCGGUUGCAGCCAGUAACUAAAACUAAGAAAGGGAUUUUUUUUUUCUUCGCCUCCUAAAUCGGGACUGGAUUUGGUGAAUUGUUCCACACUCCGCCUUAGUCCACAAUUCCCAUUUUUUUCCCCAAACUUUACAAUCCCGGAAAGAGGAACGAUGGCGACAGACUCUUUGCAACAGAUUUUCUCGUUAGCAAAGAUCCUCCUCGGAUUCAGACCAAGUCUGCAAAUCCUCUCGUAGCGGCAUUAAAAGUCCAACCUCUCUUCCGUAUGGAGAUAUUUAUAUAUAUAUAUAUAUAUGUAGGAUGAUAAUCUAAAUUAUUGCAGUGUUUCCGAAGAGUUUUUUUCGGGAAAGGAAACCGAUUAAUGGCCUGGGAACUUGUGGGAUUAAAAAUAGCUUCCCCCCUGCCCUGCCCCCCUCCCCCCGGGAGCUUAGAAUCCUGUGUUCGAAGUCUUGCUGCACCAAAAUUAAUAAUUUGGGAUGAUACCCUGUUGUGUUUUUGGGAAAGGCUGAACUUUGGGUGAAAAAAAGGAGGUUGACAUACUUGAAAUUUGUCUUUUUCUCACAGUUUCCUAACUCGGAUUCACCAAGUGUAUUAUUCCAUCGGGAGACUUUGCAAAGGGCAAAUGGAAGUGAAAUUAUUAGUACAUAUAAUACGAAUCAACAAUGGUUCGUCAGCAAGAUGACUUUAAGUUGGAGUUUGAGUUUUUAAUUUUUUCUAUUCGUCUUUCGGUCGAGAUUGGCGGGUCUGAAAUCUCAGGAACUUGAAACUAGGUGGACUUCAACUCCCAGAAUGCCCCAGCCAGCAUGCUUUAAGUCUGGGAGUUGUAGUCCACCCUUCUUCAAGUGCCACGUUUGAGAAAAAACAUCCUAUUAUCUCAAACGAAGGAAAUGCCCCUUCUUAGGUGCCAGCCCCCCCCAGUUCCCCCCCCGCAGUCUCCUCCACAAACAUCCCUAUAACGUCAAAUUAAUUCAUUUUCUUUAAAUCUUUUAAAUAAUCCAUUCAGUUCCUCUGUCAGAUUUCCCCCCCCACAAAAAUUUCUUGAAGUUACCGAUGGUCUGGAGGAGCCACGCCGACAAAAAGAUGCUUUUGGUUUCGCAAACGUAGCCGGUUACGUGAAAACGGGGUACAAACUGCACCUUAUCUUACACACCUAGGUUUCCCCAAGGUGUGUAGACUUUAAUUCCCAGAAUUCCCCAGGCUGUAAAACCGCUGCUGAGAAUUCUGGCUAAAUCUAGAAGUCCUAAAGCAUUUCCACCCCCCCCACCCAACUGCUCUUCCUGGUUUACACAGUAGAAAAGAGAAGAUAAAUUUUUAAUUGUAAUAGUAACAUGAGCAUAUUAAAAUUAAAAAUUAAUAAUUCCAGUUGAGAAAUUUUUGGAAAGUAUUAUCCAGUAUUAUAUUUACGAGCCAAAGGGCCGGAAUGAAUCCUGUUUUAUUUUGCAGAAUAAAAUUUUUGUUACUUUGUGAGUUCAUACAA